This is a messenger RNA of Maylandia zebra (zebra mbuna), 2894 nucleotides long. RefSeq names its product VPS33A core subunit of CORVET and HOPS complexes (gene vps33a). NCBI's taxonomy places the organism in Eukaryota, Metazoa, Chordata, Actinopteri, Cichliformes, Cichlidae. Gene Ontology annotation, biological process: vesicle-mediated transport. The record is from RefSeq and is a predicted model, not a curated record.
GUAUUGCACGUUAUGCUAUUUUAGGUUUUGCAUUUAACUUUUAUUUAUUAUUACCGUAGACUGCAAACAGAUAGUGUCGACCUGGAUUUGUCGGUGCAUUAGUGAAGUGGAAGUGUUUGGUACAAUUGUGGUGUUUUCUACAAUCACUGGCAUGAACUAGCUUGACUUUCUUUGGUCACAUGAUGCGACUCCGCAGAAGUCACCUGAUUUGUUGUGCUGCUAGUAAGGAAAAAAUGGCUGCUCACUUGUCGUACGGUAGAGUGAAUUUAAACAUAUUGAGAGAAGCAGCACGAAAAGAGCUUCGAGAGUUUUUGGACAAAUGCGCAGGAAGCAAGGCCAUUGUUUGGGACGAAUAUCUGACGGGACCGUUUGGACUAAUAGCUCAGUACUCUCUGUUGAAGGAACAUGAAGUGGAAAAGAUGUUCACCCUCAAGAAUGGGAGGCUUCCCCCUGCUGAUGUCAAAAAUAUCAUCUUUUUUGUCCGGCCCAGACUGGAACUUAUGGACAUCAUUGCAGACAAUAUAACUAGUGAGGAUAGACACCAUUCAUCCCGAGACUUUCAUAUUUUGUUCGUGCCUCGGCGGAGCAUGCUGUGCGAACAGCGGCUGAAGGAGCAGGGCGUGCUGGCCUCUUUCAUCAACAUCGAUGAGUAUAUCCUGGACCUGAUUCCCUACGAUGGGGACCUGCUGUCCAUGGAGUAUGAAAGUGCUUUCAGGGAGUGCUACCUGGAAAAUGACCAAACAAGUCUGUACCACACAGCCAAAGGCCUCAUGACCUUGCAGGCUCUGUAUGGCACCAUUCCACAGAUAUAUGGGAAAGGAGAAUGUGCACGGCUCGUUGCCAACAUGAUGUUGAGGAUGAAGAGGGAGUUUGCUGGCAGUCAGAAUCAGAUUCUGCCCGUGUUCGAUACCCUUCUUCUCCUUGAUCGUAACGUUGACCUGCUCACCCCUCUGGCCACACAGCUCACCUAUGAGGGUCUCAUUGACGAGAUUUACGGAAUCAGUAAUGGUUAUGUCAAGCUGCCUCCUGAGAAGUUUGCACAGAAGAAGCAAGGUGAAGGGAGUAAAGAUUUGCCGACCGAGCCCAAGAAGUUACAGCUCAACUCAGCAGAGGAGCUGUAUGCGGAAAUCCGGGACAAAAAUUUCAAUGCUGUUGGAGCAGCACUAAGCAAAAAAGCUAAAAUAAUAUCUGCCGCCUUUGAGGAGCGCCAUAAUGCCAAAACGGUGGGAGAAAUUAAGCAGUUUGUCUCCCAGCUGCCUCACAUGCAGGCAGCCCGAAGCUCACUGGCUAACCACACUUCUAUUGCCGAGCUGAUCAAAGACAUCACAACAUCCGAGGCCUUCUUUGAUAAUCUAACAGUGGAGCAGGAAUUUAUGACUGGUGUUGACACAGACAAGGUGAACACGUAUAUAGAAGACUGCAUUGCCCAGAAGGAUCCCCUGAUCAAGAUCCUGCGUCUGGUGUGUAUGCAGUCAGUCUGCAACAAUGGCCUCAAACACAAGGUGAUGGACUACUACAAGAGGGAGAUUCUCCAGACCUAUGGUUAUGAACACAUACUCACGCUGAACAACCUAGAGAAGGCUGGUCUUUUAAAGCCACAGACAGGCUCACGGAAUAACUACCCCACUAUCAGAAAAACUCUUAAACUGUGGAUGGAGGACGCCAAUGAGCAGAAUCCCAACGACAUCUCAUAUGUGUACAGUGGCUAUUCUCCUCUUAGCAUCCGACUGACUCAGAUCUUGGCACGGCCUGGGUGGCGCAGCAUCGAAGAGGUGCUGAAAAUGCUUCCCGGCCCACACUUUGAGGAGAGACAACAGCUUCCCUCUGGGCUCCAUAAGAAACGCCAGCAGGGAGAGAAUCGGACAACGCUGGUGUUCUUCCUCGGUGGUGUGACGUAUGCAGAAAUAGCUGCUCUCCGUUUCCUCUCUCAAGUGGAAGACAGCGGGAUGGAGUAUGUUAUAGCCACCACAAAACUCAUAAAUGGCACAACUUGGAUCAAAUCCCUCAUGGACCGCCCUGAAUCCCCAACACAAUGAGUCACCUGCACGUACACCUGGCCACAUCAAAAAGCCCAUCUACCAGAAAAGCUCAGCUACUGUUUUUUUAUGUCCACAUCACUGUCCUGCAGGUGUUUCAUUGAUGUCUCUUCCGGUUUAAAGAGAGACCGGCUCUUUCAAAGUUGCCCUGUGAAAAUAUCUUUAUGUCAAAGUAACUGUUACCUAAUAUGGCACUGCAGCCUUAGGCAUUUCCACUUUCUAAUCGCCUGAGUGAUGCCACCCUUUGUUUUGCAAAGUCCUGUUUGCAAAGUCGGAUGUUUGUGUCGGCCGUUUUCGUUUCUUGAUGUGUUUACCGUGGGUUGGUCUGACUGAGAAAUGCUCAUAGUACAGCAAAACGUAGCUCUGAAGCGUAGCUUGCUUUAUCAUCUGUUUUGCCCUAAUCAAGAGUUUAAUUAGAAUUUACAAAAUUACACAUUUUUUCUUUUCUAAAAGAAAAAAAAAGGCUGAACAAGCAAUGGAGACAAUCUGGUGAUUUUUAUUUUAUUUAAUUUUUUUGCAGAGGACUCUUCCCCCUGCUGGACAUUAGAGAAAAAGCAGGUUUAGGGCAGCCGGAGGCUACAUCUGUCUUUUAUAUACAUUCCAUAAUCUUUACUGUCCUCCCUUUGAGUUGCACCCGUAUCGUGCAAUUUAAAGGUUUAUUGAUGUCUAAUGAACUUUGUCCUUUGGUUGUGUUUCUGUCAUUGCAGCUAUUGCUUUUCUGCUACUGUAUAUAUACUGUAUAUAGAAUUAAAACAUAUUUGUGAUGCCAUAGAAGAGUAAUGAUGCAUUUGAUUUGCAUUUUUGAAAGCUUUUGUAGUUGUCUUUUGUUUGUUUUCCUUUGCUUGGAUUAAAAAUGAC